AUGGUUCUAGAGUUAAUUAUUGGGUCUUACUACACACUAUAUUAUGCCAACCAGAGUAAUGGGUCUAACUACAAACAACCUGAUCCCAACCAGAGUUACGGGUCUUAUUACACACAACCUGAUAUCAACCAGAGUUACGGGUCUUAUUACACACGACCUGAUCCCAACCAGAGUUACGGGUCUUAUUACACACGACCUGAUCCCAACCAGAGUUACGGGUCUUACUACACACAACCUGAUAUCAACCAGAGUUACGGGUCUUACUACACACAACCUGAUCCUAACCAGAGUUACGGGUCUUACUACACACAACCUGAUAUCAACCAGAGUUACGGGUCUUAUUACACACAACCUGAUAUCAACCAGAGUUACGGGUCUUAUUACAAACAACCUGAUAUCAACCAGAAUUACGAGUCUUAUUACACACGACCUGAUCCCAACCAGAGUAACGGGUCUUACUACACACAACCUGAUCCCAACCAGAGUUACGGGUCUUACUACACACAACCUGAUAUCAACCAGAGUUACGGGUCUUAUUACAAACAACCUGAUAUCAACCAGAGUUACGGGUCUAAUUACACACAACCUGAUAUCAACCAGAGUUACGGGUCGUACUACAAACAACCUGAUAUCAACCAGAGUUACGGGUCUUAUUACACACAACCUGAUAUCAACCAGAGUUACGGGUCUUAUUACACACAACCUGAUCCCAACCAGAGUUACGGGUCUUACUUCAAACAACCUGAUCCCAACCAGAGUUACGGGUCUUAUUACACACAACCUGAUAUCAACCAGAGAUAUUGGUCUUAUUACACACAACCUGAUAUCAACCAGAGAUAUUGGUCUUAUUACACACAACCUGAUAUCAACUAG
Molecule: messenger RNA, 873 nt
Organism: Mya arenaria
Lineage: Eukaryota; Metazoa; Mollusca; Bivalvia; Myida; Myidae
Product: PGC-1 and ERR-induced regulator in muscle protein 1-like
Exons: 1
Coding region: 1-873 (290 amino acids)
Source: RefSeq, a predicted model, not a curated record